AUGGCUCCUCGCACGGAAUUCAGCACCGAACAGAUCCGCAACAAGGCCCGCAAAGACCUUCUCUACCUGCUUGAGGGUGUCCGCGGCAAGAAAAACGUCGUCCUUGAUCGAAGCCUGGUCGGUCCCAUUGGCAUCAUUGUCAAGGUCGCUGUACUCCAGGAGUACGGAGUCGACAAGUUCUUCAUCCUCGAAAACAACAACGUCGAUACGAGCCAGCGUAAUGUCAUCUUCAUCGCGCGGGGCGAAUGCGGCCGCCACGCCGAAGCAAUAGCAGCCCAGGUUAAACGAGUCCAGCGCGAAAGCCAGACGCCCCAUGACUUCCACAUCUUCUGGGUGCCCAGGCGCACCCUAGUCUCCAACCAAAUGCUAGAAGAGGCCGGCGUGCUCGGCGACGUCAACAUCUCCGAGCUGCCGCUGUCUUUCUUCCCCCUCGAGAGGGACCUUUUAUCCCUCGAGCUGGACGACUCCUUCCGCGACCUAUACCUUUCGAAAGAUGUGACGCCCAACUUCCUAUUGGCGAGAGCCCUCAUGGAGAUACAACAAAACCACGGCCUGUUUCCGAAGGUGAUCGGUAAAGGUGACAACGCAAAGCGAGUAGCCGACCUUCUCGUCCGUAUGCGGCAAGAGCUUCUUGCGGGUGAAGAUGCUACCGAAUCCGACAAGAUGGGGUUAACCCCUAGUACAACGAACGAGAGCGUCAUCAUCAUUGAUCGCGAGGUCGACUUUGUCACGCCACUUCUGACUCAACUCACAUACGAGGGCCUGAUCGACGAGGUAUUUGAGAUCCAGAACAACCAGACCAAGGUAGACACAACAGUGGUGGGGGCGUCCGCUCAGUCUUCGGCAGCCACGGCACAGAGCCGGAAGAGGACGAUUCAGUUAGACUCUACCGACAAGCUCUACGACCAGCUCCGAGACGCCAACUUUGCCAUCGUUGGCAGUCUGCUCAACAAGGUCGCGAGGCGGUUGCAGAAAGUGCAGAGCGAUUACGAAACUAAACACAAGACAAAGACCAUCGCAGAGCUCAAAGACUUUGUCAGCCAGCUGCCGGGUUACCAGCAAGAGCAACAGAGCGCAAGGAUACACACGGGUUUGGCCGAGGAGAUUAUUAAACACACUCGGACUGAUUUGUUCAAGGGACUGCUUGAGGUCCAGCAGAACCUGGCCGCCGGGGCCGACCCAUCGUCUCAGUUCGAGGGCAUUGAGGAGCUGAUCGCCCGAGAUGCUCCGAUUCGAGAGACCCUGAGGCUUCUCUGCAUCUACUCAUGUAUAUCUGGGGGAAUCAAGCCCAAAGAUUUUGAUCAGUUCCGGCGGUUGAUUCUCGAGGGCUACGGAUACCAGCAUCUACUGACUCUCAACAAUCUCGGGAAGUUACAGCUGUUCUUGUCACGGUCAUCGCCGCUUGCCGGGAUGAUUCCUAUGGCAGGAAAUGCCGACCCCAACUGCACCAAGACCAACUACACAUAUCUACGCAAGCAACUCCGCUUGAUCGUUGAUGAGGUACAGGAAGACGACCCUAAUGACAUAUCCUACGUAUACAGCGGCUAUGCACCACUAUCGAUUCGCCUUGUUCAAUGUAUCCUUCAGAAGCAAUAUUUGCUCUCAGUCACGAAAGGUGGCGGGGCCGCCGCGGCUGGAGCCCCAGCUGGUACCGGUACGCAGGGUUGGCAUGGGUUCGACGAGGCAGUCAAGCAUGUUCGUGGGCAGACGUUCUAUGAGCAUCAGAAGGGCGAGGACAAGGCUGUCAAGGCCAGAGCGCUGCUUUCAGGAAACGGCAAUAAGCAGACGGUCUUCGUCGUCUUUGUCGGCGGUAUCACCUUCACCGAGAUUGCUGCUCUGAGGUUUAUCGCGAAGCAGGAGGAGGCCGACGCAGCUAUGGGGUUAGGCUUCAGGAACAACCUCAAGACGGGCACUGGAUUGCGGAAAGGAAGUUUGGGAGGCAAGGGAAUCUUUGACUCACUGUCGCUCUCAGCGACAGUGAUAGCGCCCAGUGUCCAGGUCCGAAUGUCUCCCCCAACCACCCCGGACAUCGCGUCAUCUGCCCAGUCGCAACGGACCUCGACAGAACAUACGCCAGAAAUUGCGCCGGAGAUAGUUGUAUGGUCUGGAAACAUGGAAAUCGAUGCUGAAAGCCCUCACGAGUCCGACGACUCGAUGAGCGUGCAUGUCAAUGUUGGGCAAGAAACCACUCCAGCUGACGAUACCACACUACUGCAUCCUACUGCUACUGGCGGCGCUAUCGGCUCAUUCGCAUCAUCGUUGUCGGCUCUGACGGAACUCACCGAACUCUCGUCAGCACCCUCGACCGUCUCAAGUAAAUCGACCACUUCUGUUGAGGCAGAUGGUCCCAGUGGUCAGAUAAGUCAAGGCAAUUCUGCCACUCUUCGGCAAUCGCCUUCUCACAACGACACCGAGCGAUACAACUUCAAUAUUCUUCCGAAGUCGUCAAUCCCGACCGACCUUUCUCCUUACAAAUAUGCUAGCGAAUGCACAAUGGCGGCCGAGUCGUCUCGGCUCAAUCCCUAUGCACUGCACCCAGAAGAAUAUCAUCUCUUACGCCAUCACAUUUCCCACACACAAGUUACAACCUAUUUGAAUAUCAGGAAUGGCAUUUUACGUCUGUGGUUAAAAAGUCCUUGGGUUGGUGUGACCAGGCAAGAGGCGGUUGGUUGCGCGAAUGCUCGCUGGUUCGACGCGGCAAGUGUUUGUUACGACUGGCUCGUGCGGCGUGGGUACAUCAACUACGGAUGUGUCCAGGUUCCUCAAGCGGAGUUCGAUGACAAAGGCACCCCCAUCAUCAAACGUCAAAAGACUAUUGCAGUCAUCGGUGCUGGCCUCUCGGGGUUGGGUUGCGCCAGACAACUAGAGGGGUUGUUCAGGCAGUACGCCGAUAUAUUCUACGAACGAGGCGAGGAACCACCUCGUGUUGUAGUCCUUGAAGGAAGAAGUCGUGUUGGAGGUCGCGUCUACUCUCGCGAAUUCAAGACUAAGCCUGCUGAGGUUCAGCCGGCAUUUGCUGGUAAGCGGCAUACAGCAGAGAUGGGCGGCAUGAUCAUCACUGGUUUUGACCGGGGCAAUCCCAUCAAUAUUCUCCUUCGCGGUCAGCUAGGCUUGCCGUACCAUCCCCUUACAGCAGACACAACAAUCUACGACAUUAACGGGAAAUCAGUAGACCCAGUGCGGGAUCAACUGGUAGAGAAGCUUUACAACGACUGCCUGGACCGGGUUAGCGAGUACAAGCACAAAUUUCAACCUUCGAAACUUAUUGAGGGCAACCGUGGUCUUCUCGACGAGGGACGGGAUAGCCCCGGAGAUGGUAGCAAGACGAUGCUUCAAGCAGAAGAGGCAGCUGCGGCGCUACCACAUGCUCCUCCUGUCGCCGAGCAGAACGUACCAGCAAAGGUCAACUUGGUUCCGGUAUCGUCCGAUAAGUUGACUGGCCGAGUUCAUAACGAACCUGGUACGCCUGCCACAUUGAAGGCGUCAGAAAAGGCAAAGUUUAUGGGGUGGGCACUGCGGGAUCAAUUCGCAGAGGAAAAGAACAUUGACUUGUCCAAAGCUGUUAGCGAGGACGGGGCAACUUUGGGGUCGGUUCUGGACUCUGCAAUUUCCCAAUACAAGGAGCUCGUCGAUUUGAACGCCCAAGACUACCGUCUCAUCAAUUGGCACAUUGCCAAUCUAGAGUACAGUAAUGCAACGAACCUGCAUAACCUUAGCCUAGGGUUGUGGGAUAUUGAUGCUGGUAACGAAUGGGAGGGGAGUCACACAAUGGUCGUGGGCGGCUAUCAGAGUGUGGCCCGCGGAUUAGUACAGUGUCCAACGUCGCUCGACCUGAAAACCAAGUUCGCGGUCAAAAGUAUAUCAUACCACAGCGAAGAUAGUCUCGGGUCCGCCACCAUUGAGUGUGACGACGGGUCAGUAGUGGACGCAGAUGCCGUUGUCUGUACUAUCCCACUUGGUGUCCUGAAGCAAAACAACGUCACAUUUGAGCCGCCACUUCCUUCGUGGAAAACGGACGUGAUCGGGCGUCUGGGAUUUGGUAUCUUGAACAAGGUGGUUCUUGUGUACCGCAAGGUGUUUUGGGACUCUGAUCGGGACAUCUUUGGAGUGCUAAGAGAAUCGUCAAACCGCCACAGCACUUCGCAGCAAGACUAUUCGGGCAACCGAGGGCGGUUUUUCCAGUGGUUCAAUGUAUCGAACACAACAGGCCUGCCUUGUUUGAUUGCCCUCAUGGCAGGCGACGCAGGCUUUGAAACAGAGCACUCCAGCAAUGACAGCCUGGUUGUUGAAGCCACGGAGGUACUGCGGAGUGUCUUUGGACAGGACGUUCCAUAUCCUGUGGAAGCGGUUGUUACCAGGUGGGGCUCAGACCGGUUUGCCAGAGGUAGCUAUUCAUCGGCAGCCCCAGGCAUGCAACCGGAAGACUACGACGUGAUGGCCCGCCCCGUGGGCAAUUUGUUCUUUGCAGGCGAGCACACGAUCGGUACGCAUCCGGCAACGGUCCACGGCGCCUAUCUGUCUGGUCUGAGGGCCGCAUCAGAGGUCUUGAGCACAAUGAUUGGACCCAUCGAAGUUCCCACGCCUCUCAUUCUCCCUCGAGACUCAUUGCUUCUUCGCAAGCGCAAGGAGCCCGUAAAGGAUCCGAGACAAGCCCGCCUCGAAGCUUAUGAGCUCGAGGUAUGGGGCCACAUUAAGGCUAAAAUUGGGGAGCGUCCCGUUCGUCCGGGCAAGGUGGCAGGCAACGCGUAUCUCCUCUAUAGCAAGGCCUUCUUCGACGCAGCGCGCAAUCGAUGCGAAGAGAACCGCAAGCCAGGCCGAGGCGGUCGCGCCGUUCCCAAUGAGGUCCGCAUCAUGACGUCCAAGAUGUGGAAGGAAGCCUCGCCUCAAGAUCGCAAACCCUUCGAAGACCAGGCCGCCGAGCAGAAGCAUGGCUAUGCCGAAGCCGUGCAAGCCUUCACACAAGCAGCUGAGAAAUGGGAUCAAGAGGCCAUCGCCCUCAGGGUGGCAUACGAAAAGGACCAUCCCAAUAUUGCCAAGCCUGGAGAGCUAGCUCGCAUGGCCAGGUCAGCUCAGAAGUCCCGGCGAACGAGAAACGUCAGCUACGCGGAGGACCGGGACAGUGAUAUGGAGUUUUAG
Molecule: messenger RNA, 5136 nt
Organism: Ilyonectria robusta
Lineage: Eukaryota; Fungi; Ascomycota; Sordariomycetes; Hypocreales; Nectriaceae
Product: Sec1-like protein
Exons: 5
Coding region: 1-5136 (1711 amino acids)
Biological process (GO): vesicle-mediated transport
Molecular function (GO): protein binding; oxidoreductase activity
Source: RefSeq, a predicted model, not a curated record